UUGAUUUUCUCCCCUGAUCCACCAUCUCCUCUUCCUCUCUACUCCACGAAAUCACCGAUAACGGUGACUCCUCCUCUCCUCCUCUGCCUCUCUUCUCCGUGAAGUAACUUAGCACCGUGAUUCCUUCUCUUCUACUUCGUGACAGCUCUGUUCAUCUCUGUUUGUCUUUCUCUGCGUAUCUACACUUCUCAGACUCUCUCUCACUCACCAUCUCCUCCUCAGAUCUCUGCUCCAUGUCUCUCCACCGUCACGAGAUCUUAUGUCUCUCCAUCCUCGCGAGAUCUCAUGUCUCUCCAUCUCCACUACCGGCAAUGUCAAUGGUUGUAGAAUCGAAGGGUGGAACGAUGUGGUGAUGGCAGAGGAGGAGGGGUUUCGGUUUCUAAUGGUGGACGCUCGUCACAGAUGUCUACUAGGCGGUGGAAAGAGGCAUCAUGUUGGGUAGCUUGAUGGAGGAUGGCUUGUCGUAUAAGGAGAAGUUCGUAGUCAGAUCCCACGAAGUGCAGUGUAGCAAAACCGCUGCGGUUCAAACCAUUGCUAAUCUUUUGCAGGAGGUGGUUAUGUAAUCAGUUUCAGAGUGUUGGAUUUUCGACUGAUGGGUUUGCGACAACACCUACCAUGAGGAAACUGAAUCUCAUUUGGGUCUCUUCGAGAAUGCACAUUGAGAUCUACAGAUAUCCAGCUUGCCUCACAGGGGUGAUGUGGUUGAGAUAAAGACAUGGUAUCAGAGUGAAGGCAUGAUAGAGACAAGGCGUGAUUUGCUUCUUCAGGACAUUGCUAACACAAGUGGGUAAUGAUGAGCCAAGAUACAAGACGGCUACAGAAAGUUUCUGGUGAUGUUCGGGAUGAGCACUUGAUGUUCUGUCCUAAAGAACCCAGAUUAACAUUUCCAGAGAAGGAAAAUACCAAAGGCUUGAAGAAAAUCCCCAAACUCGAAGAUCUGGCCAAGUACUCAAUCAUUGGACGUAAGCCAAGACGAGCUGAUCUCGACAUGAACCAUCAUGUCAAUAAUGUCACAUAUAUUGGAUGGCUUCUUGAGGUGACAGGAGAUAUUGCUAGCCCAGAAAGUGGUGUGAUCCAAAAGUUUCCUGUCAUGAAAGGAGCUACUGUAGAACAGGAAAACAAGUAGCUAUUAUUUCAAAGUCUGCAGAUGCUGUGUCUCAUGUGACACCUUCAGAAAAGAUACCAGAGAAAACUGCUCCCAAGCCUUCUCCCCUUGCUGAGGAACCCAAGGUUGAAAGUACUAAAGUUGCGGAGAAACCCAAGGCAUCAUCAUUGCCACCACGACCGACUAAACAGCCAACGAAAGAACCGCAUCUUCCUCCCAAGGAUUGGGAAAGACGGAACUUUUUAAAAUCGAGGAAAUCAACAUGUUGCGGCGUGGAAACAUUGGAGACCUCCACGAAGAAUGCUUAGACGUGAUCAAAGUGACGAAUUGGGUGGAAAGACAAAAUAAGUGAAAUAUAGUAUUUUUGCUUCUUUUUUUAGUAGAGCUCUUUCGUUUUUUUUUAAUGUUUCUGGCCUUUCUGUAAUAGGAAAAAUCCUAAUUACUCUAUUUACUAAUAAUUUUUAUAGCUUUAUUUUUGAUAAAAAAAGUAUCAGUGAUUACAAUCUUA
Messenger RNA from Raphanus sativus (radish), 1613 nucleotides. Its product is annotated as oleoyl-acyl carrier protein thioesterase 1, chloroplastic. Lineage: Eukaryota; Viridiplantae; Streptophyta; Magnoliopsida; Brassicales; Brassicaceae. The record is from RefSeq and is a predicted model, not a curated record. Gene Ontology annotation, biological process: fatty acid biosynthetic process. Gene Ontology annotation, molecular function: acyl carrier activity; fatty acyl-[ACP] hydrolase activity.